AUGUCUGUCAAGACUGUAGGAUAUAUCGGCCUCGGCAAGGCGGGUGCCUCAAUGGCAUCGAACCUGCCUCGAUCAGGCUUCAAUUGUGUCGUGAGGGAUGCAGAUCCAGCGCGAGAAAAGGAAUUCGCUUCGAAAUAUGAGAAUGUCACCAUCGCCGAAGCCGGCCCAAAUGCAUUCAAGGAUUGCGAUGUCGUGAUCACCAUGUUGCCGCAAGGAAAAGUCGUGAGGGAAGUGGUAUUGGGAGAGAAUGGAAUCGCCAAGGGUUUGAAAAAGGGAUGCAUUAUCGUCGACACAUCGUCGUCUUCACCAUACGACACCCAGAGCCUCGGCAAGGACCUGGCAGAUCUGGGCUUGGUUCUGGUCGACGCACCAGUCACGCAGAGACGACUCCACGACACCGAUAUUGGUGAGGCCACGCUCAUGGUGGGAUCAGACACUCAGGAGGCCUUUGACAGAGUCCUGCCCGUUCUCCAGGCCAUGGCGAAAUGGGUCUUCCACAUGGGUAAGUUGGGUGCUGGUCACGCCAUGAAGACAUUGAACAAUUACACCAGUGCUGGAUCAAUCAUCGCCUUGUCGGAUGCGCUGGUGGCAGGACAGAAAUACGGCCUCGACCCUGUCCAGAUGAUUGAUGUUCUCAAUGUUGGAACAGGCCGGAACUUUUCCACAUCAGAUAGCUAUGCAACUGAUGCACUGCCCAAGAAAUACGCGACCGGGUACCAACUUGCUCUGCUUGUGAAGGAUAUUGGUAUCUCCAAGGAACUAUUUGAAAAGGUCAACUUCGAUACCGAUAUGCCCGACUUGAUCCUCAAGUAUUUCAAGGAAGCCCAAGAGGGACUUGAGCCGACGGCCGACCACACUGAACUCUUGAAGAGCUGGGAGAAACGAGCCGGUUUGUCGCUCAAGGUCGGCACCCCAGAUGGCUCGACAGUGACGGCGUUGAAGAAAUGA
Molecule: messenger RNA, 948 nt
Organism: Exophiala oligosperma
Lineage: Eukaryota; Fungi; Ascomycota; Eurotiomycetes; Chaetothyriales; Herpotrichiellaceae
Exons: 2
Coding region: 1-948 (315 amino acids)
Molecular function (GO): NADP binding; oxidoreductase activity, acting on the CH-OH group of donors, NAD or NADP as acceptor; NAD binding
Source: RefSeq, a predicted model, not a curated record